AUGCAGCCCUCACCACCGCAUCCCCCAUCCUCUCCUCCCCUACCGCCUACGAAUCCGCCAAAGCCCUCCUCGAAGAAGGCCUCUCCCUCACAACCCUCCACCAAAACAACACCCACCUCCUCGCCCCGCGCCAGGCCUCGCCCAUCCCAGGCCUCCCCGCCCCAUCGCGCGCCUGGACCUGCUACCGCGGCGGCGACUCCUCGCACGGCGUGCUGCAGGCGAUGCACGUUGUCUUCAACACCCUCUUCGGCGCGCCGCGCCUCAGCGCCGGGCCCAACCAGUGCCACGUCGCCGUGUGCGGCGCGUUCCAUCUCUCGUGGUGCAACCUGGGCGUAG
This is a messenger RNA of Colletotrichum aenigma, 336 nucleotides long. RefSeq lists its product as uncharacterized. The record is from RefSeq and is a predicted model, not a curated record. NCBI's taxonomy places the organism in Eukaryota, Fungi, Ascomycota, Sordariomycetes, Glomerellales, Glomerellaceae. The transcript has a single exon. The coding region runs from base 1 to 336 and encodes 111 amino acids.